Molecule: messenger RNA, 3270 nt
Organism: Colletotrichum aenigma
Lineage: Eukaryota; Fungi; Ascomycota; Sordariomycetes; Glomerellales; Glomerellaceae
Product: Beta-galactosidase
Exons: 2
Coding region: 1-3270 (1089 amino acids)
Biological process (GO): lactose catabolic process
Cellular component (GO): beta-galactosidase complex
Molecular function (GO): beta-galactosidase activity; carbohydrate binding
Source: RefSeq, a predicted model, not a curated record
AUGUCCGACAUCUCCGAUGACUAUGUCAACAUCUCGCCUACCACCGACCUCCAUCUGAGUGUCUACAUGGAAAAGCUAGCUCACCGCCGCCGUCUGGGAAGCUCCUCAAGUGAGGGCUCAUCCAGCGGCGGACCGUCCGAGGAAGAAAGCAACAACAACACCACCACCACCACGGUGGUCAGUGGCUCGCCCACUCAUGUCUAUCCCGAGCAUACUCCAGACUGGAGCAACCUGAAGGUCCUCCAUCGCAACACCCUGCCCCCACGGAGCUACUUCUUUCUGUACAACAAUGAGGAGGACGCCCUGACCAGGGACACCACCAAGUCCAAGUCCAAGCUGCUCUCCGGAAAGUGGAAGUUCCACUUGACAACCUCGCCCUUUGCUGGGCCCCGGGACUUCUACAAGCCCGACUUUGACACCUCGGAAUGGGGCGACAUCGUCGUCCCCGGCAUGUGGCAGUGCCAGGGCUACGGAAAGGGCCCGCAGUACACCAACCUCAACUUCCCCUGGCCCGUGGACGCCCCCAACAUCCCGUACGAUGACAACGAGUGUGGCCGCCACGUGACCACCUUCCACGUCGACAAGGAUUUUGCCGAGGACAACCAGCUCAGACUACGCUUCGAGGGCGUCGACUCUGGCUUCACCGUCUGGGUCAACGGCCACGAGGUCGGCUACUCUCAGGGAGCCCGCAACCCCAGCGAGUGGGAUGUCACGGAUUUCAUCAAGGUCGACGCCGAGAACACGCUCGCGGUCGAGGUCUACCAGCGCUGUGACGGCACCUACCUCGAGGACCAGGACCAGUGGUGGCUGAGCGGCAUCUUCCGCGACGUCUACCUCCACGCCUUUCCCAAGUUCCAUCCAGAGGACUACCACGUCCACACGUUCCUCGACAAAGACUACAAGGAUGCCACCCUCCGCGUCGACAUCACCAUGAACCGGGGCGCCUACGUUGACAUGAAGCUCCUCGACGCCGACGGCAAGCUCAUCACCAAGGGCAUGGAGAUCUUCGACCGCACCAAUCGCUUCGAGGUGCGCGUCAAGAACCCCCACAAAUGGACAGCCGAGACACCUUACUUGUACACGCUCGUCCUCAACUUCCAAAAGUGCAGCUUGGUCCAGCGGGUUGGCUUCCGCCAGACCGAGCUCAUCAAGGGCGUCUUCUGCAUCAACGGAGAGCCCGUCAAGUUCCGCGGCGUCAACCGCCACGAGCACCACCCUGAUUCCGGGCGCGCGGUGCCUUAUGAUUUCCUCAAGCGUGACCUGCUUAUUAUGAAGCAUUUUAAUGUCAAUGGUAUUCGCACUUCCCACUACAUCAACGACCCCAGGCUCUACGACCUCGCUGAUGAACUUGGCAUCUGGAUCCUUGAUGAGGCUGAUCUCGAGUGCCACGGCUUUGGCGUUGUCGGCAUCGACGGCCACAAGUUUGCCUCCGAUAACCCAGAGUGGAGAGAGGCCUACGAGGACAGAGCCAGGCAGAUGGUCAUGCGUGACAAGAACCACGCAUCCGUCGUCCUGUGGUCCCUGGGCAACGAGUCCUUCUACGGGCAAAACCACCAGCACAUGUACGAUAUCAUCAAGAGCAUUGAUCAGUCUCGCCUCGUCCACUACGAGGGUGACGGUAGUGCUCAAACCGCAGACAUCUACAGCCGGAUGUACGCCUCCGUCGACGAUAUUGUCUACCAGGCGUCCGAGAAGGACUGGAGGAAGCCGCUGGUCUUGUGCGAGUACAUCCACGCCAUGGGCAACGGACCCGGCGGCGUCAAGGAGUACAUUGAUGCCUUCUACGAACACCCUCGCCUGAUGGGAGGUUUCGUGUGGGAAUGGGCCAAUCAUGGCCUCCGCACCAAAAACGAGGAUGGUGAGGAGUACAUGGGCUACGGAGGCGACUUCGGCGACGACCCCAACGACAAGAACUUCGUCUUCGACGGCCUCUGCUUCGCCAACCACACCCCAACCCCCGGCCUCCGCGAGUACGGUAAGGCCAUCGAGCCCGUCCAGACGCUCGGCAUCAAGGGCAACGAGGUCACCAUCGUCAACCGCUACGACUUCGUCGACCUCGACCACCUCACCGCGACCUGGCACAUCGUCGGCGACGGCCUCGUCAUCGGCAGCGACCAGGAGGUCGAGAUCCCCAAGGGCGUCCGGCCCCACACCAAGGCGCACCUCAAGAUCAAGGGCCUCCCCAAGGACCUCACCGCCGAGGCCUACCUCCACAUCGACUUCAUCCUCACCGAGGACACCAACUGGGCCAAGGCCGGCCACCGCGUCGCCUUCGGCCAGCUCCCACUCUCCAAGCCCCCGUCCAUGGCCCGCAUCCUCUCCACCCUCUUCCAGCCCUUCGUCGACCCCGUCCCGACCAUCCGCCAAACCGACCCCUCCACCCUCAGCAUCACCUCCUCCACGGGCCAGUCCACCUGGGGCCUCGACCUCACCCUCGGCACCCUCACCAGCUGGAAGAAGGCCUCCCGCCCGCACCUCGACCUCCUCACGGAGCCCUUCGUCAUGGACUUCUACCGCGCGCUGACCGACAACGACCGCGGCGGCCGCUUCGGCCAGAACUGGGCGGACCGCCGCCUCGACCAGACGCGCCACCACGUCAAGCGCGUCGAGUGGCGCAAGGAGAAGCACGGCCUCGUCGUCAACGUCCACUCCCGCAUCGCGCCCCCGGUCCUCGCUUGGGCCGUCGACACCUGGACCACCUUCACCUUCCACGGCGAGGCCGUCUACAUCAAGAUCAAGGGCAAGCCCAACGGGCCGCUCCUCCCGGACACCUUCGCCCGCAUCGGCCUCACGGGCGGCGUUAAGGGCGUCGAGACCGUUGCGUGGUGGGGCCGCGGGCCGGGCGAGAGCUACUCGGACAAGAAGCGCGCGCAGGCCUUCGGCAAUUGGGAGGAGACGGUCGACGACCUCUUUGUUGAUUACGAGUACCCCCAGGACGGCGGCAACAGGACGGAUGUCCGCUGGGUCGAGCUCCGCGGCCGUCUGCCUGACGAGAACGGCGUCGUGGACCAGAGCGCGCCGCGCGAGAAGCUGCUGCGUGCGCGGUUCGGCGAUCUGGACGGCGCGUCGUUCUCGGCGAUGCAUUACACCACCAAGGACCUGGAUGAGUGCGAGCAUCCGUACGAGCUGUACAAGCGUAAGAGGGAGGACACUGUUGUCAGGCUGGACUGGAAGCAUCACGGUCUGGGCACGGGUUCUUGUGGCCCGGCUACGCUGCCCGCGUACGAGCUCCACGCCAAGGAGUUCGACGUCGAGCUUGUGUUGGAUUAA